AUGGACACGACGACGGCACCGAUUCUGCUAGGCGUAGGCGGCAGCCUGCUCUUCCUCUCCAUCGUCCUCCUCACCGCGAGACUGUGGUCGCGCCUCCGACCCAUUGUGCGCCUCCACGCCGACGACUGGACCGUCCUCGGCGCCACCAUCCUAGCCACAGUCUCCUACACCCUCCUCUCCGCCUCGACCUACCACGGCCUAGGCCGCCAAUCCCGCUUCGUGUCCCUCCCCCGCCGCCGCACCGCCCUCAAACUCCUCUUCCUCUCCCAACUCCUCUGGUACUGGGCCAUAACCUGCGUAAAACUCAGCGUCGCCUUUCUCCUCCUGCGCGUCAAGUCCCCGCACCGCGGCUGGCGCUUGUUUCUAUCCUCCAUCAUCAUCUUCCUCGUCCUCGCCGCCGUCGUGCAGACGUGCUUCCAAUUCCUGCAGUGCCGCCCUUUCUCCGUAUUCUGGGACCCGCGCGUUUUUAUGCAGGGGCCUGUGACGUGCUUUCCUACACGGGUGAUUAAUGGGAAUAUUGUAGCUUUCUCGGCCAUCCAAGUCGGCGUCGACCUCAUCUUCUCCUUCAUCCCCAUCACCUUCAUCCGCAAACUGCAUCGCCCCCGCCGGGAAAAAAUCUUCAUGUGCGUGCUCAUGGCCCUCGGAUUAUUCGCGUCCUGCGCGGCGAUUAUUAGGACAUUGCAGUUGCCGGGGUUUUACACGACGAGGGACCUGUUUAGGAGUAGUGUUGUUACGGCGCUGUGGGCGGUCGUGGAAUUGCAGUUUGCAAUCAUUGCGGCGACGAUGCCGACGUUGAAGAGGGUGGGCGAGGGGGUGUUGGCGAGGUUGGGCAGGUAUUUUUAUGAGGAGGGGUGUGAGAGGGUGGUGAGGGGGAGGUUGGUGGCUUUUGGGUUGUUGGAGGAGGAGGAGGGGGUGGAUGGGGGGAGGGAGGGAAGGGGGCGGAAGGAGGUUGGGAGGGAUGUGGAGAAGGGGAGGGGGAAGGGGAAGAAGGAGGAGGAGGAGAGGGUUGUGGGCGAGUCGGUCAGGAGUAGUGUUGAGGAGACGGGGAGCGAGAAGGCGGUUGAGGAGGUGUUGGGGAGGGCAAAGGGGUGGGUUUAG
This is a messenger RNA of Westerdykella ornata, 1098 nucleotides long. RefSeq lists its product as uncharacterized. The transcript has 2 exons. The coding region runs from base 1 to 1098 and encodes 365 amino acids. NCBI's taxonomy places the organism in Eukaryota, Fungi, Ascomycota, Dothideomycetes, Pleosporales, Sporormiaceae. The record is from RefSeq and is a predicted model, not a curated record.